This is a messenger RNA of Spirometra erinaceieuropaei, 6747 nucleotides long. The record is from the annotation of a GenBank genome assembly. Lineage: Eukaryota; Metazoa; Platyhelminthes; Cestoda; Diphyllobothriidea; Diphyllobothriidae.
AUGUUCCGGAGUUUGUCCACUGUUUUGCCCAAAACACAAAAGCAUGGAUGGCUCAAACGUGUUGGACAGGGCUUCGGUAAGACUUACUUCAGUUUACCUUGCCAUCGACGUAUGCUUUUGAAAUAACAUAGUAAAUUCUCUCGACUACAUAUAUUCGUUUGCUUCCUUUUCUGAUAGCAUGGCCAGAUAUACUUUUAGCCGCUGCAGGCAAAAGUAAGCAUUCUAAUUUGCCCAGACGGCGGCGCCCUACAGGUUUGCGCGGGCCUACACGUGCAAACCUGCACAGUACCCACCCUUUUCCCCUCAGGGGCAUUUCUGCAGCUCGUAACCCCAGGCAUUUAGUAGCCUAUCCAACCCUGGACGUCUGCAAUUCCGCCCGUCAGAUGGUGCGGGCGUGCGUGUAUGUACACCGGUCCGCGACCCCGGUAAUUGGACACCAAAAUGUUAUCAGGGUUUGAAGGGGCCAGUUUCUCUUCUGAAAAUGUCUUCUCAUUUUUGCAAUUCUUUACAUGAUGCCCUGAUAGCAAGCCAUAUUGAGGCGAUCUCGAGUAUAUAUCCGUCCUUGGAGGUAUGCAUAUCGGGUUGUUGUCUACUGCUGAAAACACUUUGCUUCGUAUCGCCGCAGUCGUUGGCCUUCUGUGGUGACACCCAGUUUGUUAGACAUGACUGCAGUCUGCUGUGCUAUGUCCAUAUCUGUCAACCAGUCGUCCGACUGCGGCCCUCGGUAUUCUGUGGAAGAAGUCGGUGGAAAGAUGACCUCUUGCCAUCAAUGCGCGAGCGGCCGCCGUCGAAAGGGUAGCCAAGGACUCAUGUGCAUCGUGAUCGUUUACAAUCUUUUCUUUUGAUUUAGAACAGCGUAAGUUAGUGUAACUUACUGGCUGAGAUAGCGACCUUCAUGGAACAGGCUUCAAGCGCUGGUGACUGUCAGGGGCUCCGCCAAGUUAGUGUUAAGCCCUCGGCACCCGAGUGGCUUUUCGCAACGUGAAUGGCGGUUUCAUUGCUGACAACUCAGCCAAAGUCGAGCACUGUCGUGAUCACUUUAAACAGCAUCUCAACUUCGAUGUCCAGCCAUCACAUCCUUGCUUUCCUCUGCAGCGGAGUUUCUUCCCUCUCCAGCCUAUGCAGUGUCAUACGACCCCUCUUCUGGAAGAGGCGUCGCCGAUGCUAUACAAUGAUUACGUAACAACAAGGCACCCGGAAAGGACACUGACCUCCUCGCCCCAUGAGGUGAUUGAACAAGCGUGGAGGAGCGAGGUUGCUCCGAUGAAUGGUCCUUAGGCACUCUUGUACCUAUUUUCAGGAAAGGAGAUAAGACAAGAUGCGAGAACUAAUGCUGCAUAAGCCUCAUCGACGUUACAACGAAGAUCUUCAGUACUGUCCUUCUCAGGCGAUUCCAGACUGCGUGCCUAUAGGACGAGACCCAAUCAGGCCGGAUUCCGUGAACGACGUUGCCAAAUCUGUUGGUUUAUCCAUUAACGCUGGGAAGGCUAAAGUGUUUUCAAGUUGCAUCCCUGAUCAGGAGAAGACAACUCUCGAGAUUGGUGGCUGUCAUCCCGAAGAGGUAGUCAGUUCUCAGUGCCUCGGAGCGAAGCUGCUGCCGAAUGGACAGAGUAAAGACGACGUUGCCUCCCGAAUUGAUGCUGCGCGCUAGGUUUUCUCAAGCUUUAAAAAUGCCUAUGGAUCCGACGCGACUUCUCCAUCGCCACUAAGAUUCGUGUGUACCGUGCAUUUGUCCGGUCUGCCCUUCCCUAUGAUUGUGAAUACUGAGUUGUGUGGGUAGAGGACGAACGAAAACCAGAGGUAUUUGACCAUCACUGUAUGAGAGCCAUCCUUCGAAUGAAGUACACCGACUUCGUCUCAAAUGAGACAGUCCGCAUUCGCUACGACAACAUUGUAAGGAUAACUCAGACCGUCCAAGAAAGACGACUGAGGUGGUCCGGGCGUGCUCUUUGUCGUCCACCUCAAGAGUUCAGUGUAACUCCCCUCGACCUGGCACCGUUACCUCAAUGGAGGCGUCAAAGAGGGAGUUAAUUCAAAACCUGACUCGACACAGUUCUUCAAAACAUCGAAGUGGCUCCUGGACCUUCGGUACUCGGUCUUUGUCGUUGGCGAGGAGUAUGGGUCGAACUGUCUAGAUCUGUUGCCGCGGAUCGUCAGGCGUGGAGAAGUACGGUUCGGGACAUCAUUGAGGCCGACUAGAUCAGGCAUGAUCGCAGCCAUACGAAUUAAUAGUAAGUAGUAGCUUACCGGCGAGUAUAUGUUUUCACCACCGGAUUGGCAUAGUGUCUCGUCCAGUGCUAAAUGUACGAGGCUCCCAACAGCGUUCUUGAAGACAUGUAGAAGUUCUCAAACGUGAGCGCGUGCUAUAUUGCAUCGUAACGUCCAGGUAUAUACACGUGACCACUGUUAAUGGUAAUGGUCCUAGUGUUUGAUGCGUCGUCCAAGCAUCCAGUAUGAGUACAUUCUACACCACCUACCAGGAAUGAUGUCUUUCUUUUAUCUUCCCCAAAUUCAAGCGAAGAAAUUCAACUAAAUAAUGCACUUGGAGAGGAGUCUUCCGGCCUGCGUCUCCUCAAUUUCCCGAACCAGUAUUUUGGUCCAGCCGGUGCAUGCGUAUUGAGUAGGACGGCAUUUUCUGAAGGAUCUGAACAACGCUUCAGUAGGUGUCGACUAAAUACGACUAUAUUGAGCUUGAUUACGGCCUUUUAAAGGAUAGCUGAUAUCCACCAGACGAACAGUUUGUCAGCCUGUCACAUUUGACUUUUCGCCGCUUUAAUUUUCGUUUUUUUUGUGCUUAGGUCUUUGACACGUGUUUGGUUCCAUCUAACAUCAGGCACACAACAGUGGCCAAGAAAUGCGCACAGUUACAAAACUGAAAACCUAUAUGCCGGUGUAACCUUGUGAUAGGAAAGCGUUUUAAAACCCCAAGAGUAUGACAGGUCGUGUUGCAACGACUAUUAGUUAGAUUAGUGGGUAAUGACAUUAUUGCGUCGGCCUCAACAGGCUGGGCUAUUUGGGACCCACAGAUGCUCCGAACUCGUACCAAUUGUAUGCGCAGAAGAAAGUGGAAUUUUUCACAGCCUUUAACUGCUACUCGUCCUGAGAUACGGGGAAAUUUAUUCCUGUGCGUCUUUAUAUCUGUUCGUAACUUUUUUGCCUAUUCCAUUUUAACCUUCCUGACCACAAUGCUGUUUUUUCCCAACAUAAGUGGACUACUUUAAACGCCUCGGAAAUGACUACCUUGCCGUCUUCCGUGAUACUGCCGACGACAUUGCAAAACACCCUGGGAGAGCUGGUCUCGUCCUUUUGGCUGGCGCCAGCACCGUUGCUGUCUGUGUUUCCUGUCCCCAUGAGUCCGCCUUCGAUGCCCAACUCCUCAGCUACUCAGUCGAUCUAUGGGACACUCCGAUGGACCUACAGAACCGAUCGGCCGUUGCUCACAUUCAAUCCUGCCUCACCCAUCGUUCUCAUGGCCAACUUCGACAUGCUAACUUUGGUUUCCUGCAUAUUGUUUGGCGCGAUGAUCGCCCUCGGCCUUGUGCUCUCUACUCCGAGAUCUGUCCGUACAAUUACCCAGCAGGGGGCGCCAAGAGUCCAAUCCGUGGUCUCCUCAACUGUUUCCUCUAUGAUCAACCUCGGGACCUCCCACCCCUCACUGUUCUGCAGCGUAUUUCUCACGUUUUGCACAAUCGCAUCGUGGAUGUGGGGUGCUUUGGGCGAUUUUGGUUUUUGGAUGCUGCCAUGGUUGACUACGAUAUUAAUGCCGAGGAGUGGGCUCACGAGUCCCCGACGGCUUUGCCAGCAUAGUCUCUCUGACGUCAAGGACAGUGGGGACACUGUACCUUCAUCUUCAAGUAGUCAGAAGGCUGGGGACAGUACCAAUCCUCCGGGAAGCACCGAUAGUGUAUCAGAAUGCGCCAAAUCACCGAAAGGAAAUGGGAGUGGAAAACAGAUAGGUUCAACGGGGCAGGGUGAAACAGACGCAGACGAGUGGGAGGUCGUUGAAGAGACUCUGGUGCAUGUGAAUUGUGUAGGAGCAAUCGAACGUGACCUCAUACAGCCUGGAAGGCAGGUGCUGAUGGUUGAUAUUGACACCGAGACGCCACUUUUGCAGGUGAGUACACUUGGUUGCUCCGAAAACCUAGCAGCAGUUUGGUUCAAUGUACAAUCCUAUAGCGGAGCUGUUGCUUCUGUGGGCGGUGCCUUGUAUUUAUAGUUGCAAUGCACGCAUCCAGAAUGUGUCAGACAUCUGAAGCGGCUGGCUGACGCACGUCCCAGCCAUCAGAUGUUGUGGGGAGUUGCCGGUGUUUGAUCAUAUAUAUGAAUUACGUUGGCCUGGUAGUCAUCUGGUGGAUUCUAGGUGUAUUACUCAGGAAAUCGUGCUUGGACAGUCAGCUUACUGUAUCAGAUUUGAUGGAUUCCAGGCGUUGCAGUAGGUUGGGCGGGUAACUGGACCCAAAUGUGAUUAAAUUUGCGUCGUCCGGCGGGGCCUCGUAACUCAAGUGGUUAGAGCGUCGGCCGUACUAAAGCCUUCACCUUACUGUCGUGGGUUCGAAUCCCACCGAGGCUCUGAGUUUUUCGCAGUUAGGUUAGUAUGGAUCAAAUAUAUAUCUGCGACGGAUGAGUACUUAAAUGACCUGGGUGGUGCUUUCUUCCCUUAAUUGGUGAUCAUCAGUUUUCUAAGUCCACGUCAAGACUAUUUAAAUGUUAUCAGGAUGAAUAAAGCCUGUCGAUGUCGCACCAAAUUAAGAAAUGACGAUGAUGACGAUGGCUUUGAGGACACUCCACCUGUCACAUAGGUGACUAGUGAAUCAAUGUUUGCACUGAAUGCGAUCCGUUUCUGUCCGCUGCUGACCAGUUAAUUUUUGUCAGUUAAACAGACUAAAAAUUAUUUAGCCGUGGCGUCCACGUGCCGACGGACUGCGUUUGACAGAUUUUAAAUCUAGAUGAAAAUGACAUUGCCGGACAGUUCAUCACAGCAUGAAGACAGAGAAACGUCUCUUGAAGUUUCUAUAUUUUCCACUACUGAUCUUACAUUUUUGUAAAAUUGGAAAUGCAUUUAUGAGCACUGGCCUUUGAGUAGGGGAAACUCCUCUGAUGUGGAUUUAUGGGGUUCUUGGGCCAUCCAAACCAACUUUCCGAUAAUAUUGAAGAAAUGUUUAGGCUUUUUUGGGGAUUUUGCUCCGGACUCGAUUGAAGUCAUAAUGGGCGAUAGGUCAUGACAGCUGCAAGGAGGAGCGCCUUAUCCAUCUCGUCCACUUGUCCGCCUGCAUCUAUGACAAGAACUAGAAAUGGCCACUCCGAACUGGGCGACUCUUGGGGAAUUGGUUGCCAGCAGCCAUCACUGCGAUUCCUGGCACCUUUGUUCAAUGCCCCGCUGCAUUAAGGUCGUUCGCCUUCCGGGUGAGCUGUUCCGAACGCACUGACCGACUUCACUUUAGACAUACCUGCGUCUAGACAGUAGUGGCCGCCCAUGUAGCACUUAAACACGCCACCCCUAGACCGAACUAUGCGAGACAGUGGCCUUAGCCCGUGUCACUAGCCUGAGUCCUCCAGUUGUCAGUGAAGGGUCGUACUCUGCGCCCUGCCCACUGGCCAGAUUCUUCACAUUCCACAUGAUACACCAUUUUUUAGACACAGUUUUUCAGCAUACACUAGGUGACUUUGACUGCGGUUCUUGCAGUCGAGUUUUUGUGUUUUAUCGAAUUUCAGGUGACACCAGAACGGGUUAUGUACAGGCAGUGUAGCAUAUUUUUGCCCUGACAGCGAAUGCAAGGUAGACUUAACAUCAUGGAAAAGGCGUGAACCUUUUUUUCCAUUUUGGGAUCUUCAAGUUCCUUUCUUGUUUUGAAGUAUUUUGUUUCGGGCCAAACUUCUGGGACGUAGGUCAGGAGCUGAUUGCGCCAGAGUUUGCGGACUGGACAGUGCUGUUAGAAUGACCAAGACUCAAAACGAUAAAUUUUAUUUUAGCUGGAUGCUCUUAUAGAGUUCCCCUGAUAUUCACAACUAGUUGACUGAGAUAGUUUAUCGGUAUCUGCUCUUAUCACGAAUAAACUGCUUUCAAAAGUUGUUUAAGUUUGUCGCGGUCAGAUCUUCAACCACGGUAGUAUCAUCGACACAUGCAGCCUAGAGCGUCGCUCGGCAAUUAGUCGAGACCAGAUAUUGAUGUUCUUAUGUACCUGUUCAUAAUUUGGUCGUAGGUAUAUCUGUAAAAGUUUAAGCCCGUUUCUAGACUAUACCCUCUUAGUUUGAUGAUUUGUUGGUGUUUUGCUUGAGAUCGCCAAUAACACGACAGUGUACGUCAAACUUAACCUAAACACCAACUUGUCAAAUAACUUUUAUGCUACCUAACUGUUAUUGACAUUGAAAAAAAAACAAUUAGUUCUGCUAGUCAAAUUUUGCCUAUUUGACCGGUACCCUAAACCGUUCAGAUUGUGAUUUUAAGUGUCCAAAUAACAUCUACUUAUACUGCUACAAGUAACCCUGCGUUUCUCUAUUUUGUUUCAGAUUGGCCAAGCAAUUUUCCACGGCACUUACAAACAAGCGAUCGGCACUAGUUUAUUGUUCGAAAAGCACGCGCCCACUUCUGCAAAAGACUCCUCCGAAAAGUCACUCACUGAAAGCAUCGGUGUUUUUUCAAGUUUCCCAAAGCCUUCUUCGCGCCCCCAGUUCACCUAUUUUGGCAAAACUUCUAAAUUACUAGAUCUCCAGCGUGUAUUUUUAAAGCCCAAGGAAAGUGCGGAGUAA